Messenger RNA from Aspergillus clavatus NRRL 1, 2973 nucleotides. RefSeq names its product IQ calmodulin-binding motif domain protein. The record is from RefSeq and is a predicted model, not a curated record. The transcript has a single exon. NCBI's taxonomy places the organism in Eukaryota, Fungi, Ascomycota, Eurotiomycetes, Eurotiales, Aspergillaceae. The coding region runs from base 1 to 2973 and encodes 990 amino acids.
AUGAUCCGUCGCAAUUCCGAUAUUGAAAUUCAGCUUCCUGAUGCUGGCCCAUCAGUCACAUCUGAGCGCGUGGAUGGACCCGACGUGGAGAUGUUCGCUGAUGAGCAGGCCCCUCCUUUGAACCUACCAGCUCGGAUCGCUGCCCGAUUCUCACGAAAGUCGAGCUUGGCCCGACGCUCCUCCACGGCAUCGUCUCGUCGCAGCUCAGUCUCGUCCUUGCAAUCGCACCAUUCGGCCGGUGCCUCUCAUGGCUCAUCCUCUUCCGACCAUAUUGCGCAACAUCUCCGGCGAACUUCGAUUCUGGAGAAUCGAAAGACGAGACUCGCGGACCGUGCUUUGCAUGCGGAGAAGGUCAGACUUCGCGCUGCACUUGCUGCCGCUACGAAGAACCUCCAGAGGGAAGAGCGAGCGCUGGCUGCUCAACAGUCACGCGAGCGAUUGUUGGCGCAGAUUACCGCUAAAUGUGAGGAGGAAGUUCGUCGGGCGAAAAAAAAAGCUGAAGACAACCGGGAAAGACUGGCAGCAGAGCACGCGCGGCUCCGGCUGGAAAUGACAGAGAAAUUCGCGGAGGCUGAGAAGAGACGACUGCUUUACCAACAGACUCAUCGGCGUCAACGCACUAGUAGCCUGCCAAUGGCGGAGGAGAAGAAGAUGGCUCGAGUAAUCGCCAAGUCUUUGACUCGAGAUGCGGCCGCGAAGUUGAUACAACGCGUUUGGAGGGCACACCACGCGAAGAUGGUCAUGCAGGAGUUCCAACUUCUCAAUAUCACGGUCGACCGUAUCCGCAGCAUGGAUUUUGAGGAUGUUGGAGCCCUGCUUUCGGAUGAGAAGGUGCUAUCCGCAACUGCGCGUGUCCUUCGACUUUGCGGGCUACAAGACAUGGAAAGCGGCACCGUUGGAGGGAGAGGCGCGGUUCGCACAUUUCUCAGCAGCUAUCUAAUUGUGACGCACCCUGCCGAGGUCUUGAGUAGCAAUGGCGAACAAGAACAAGAUUUGAUUGCCAAAGCCGGCGAGUUACUCGAAGCGUUCGAACAAAUCACGCCUCUACUUGCGUCGGGUUGUAUUUCACCGACGGCGAUUUCCACUGAUAUCCAGACGCUAUGCGAAACGUACAACGUUUUCUUCUCUGCUUUCCACGCGUGGAAAUCUCACGAUUCGAGUGUGCUUAUCGAAAUCAUGCUUGCGCAAUUUGUCGAGCUGGAACUGAUCUGGCAGACGGUCAAGGAUGACCGAGCAGGUGGUGCCGCGGACGAUUAUUGGCAAGGUAUCAGGCAAAAUCAGAUUCUGCUUCUUGCUAGGCUGAAACGUCUCGCGGGAUCGGACAAGGCGAUGCAGAUGGUGCGAGACUCGUUGAAAAAGGUCAAGCGAGAGAGGAGACGGACUGCUCCCAAGCAGGCCAUCCCCCGCUCAGCCGAAGUGGCGCCUCCGUCCACAGAGGCCUUGACUGAAAGCGUCGCCUCUCCGAUUAGUGAGAGCUUUCACAAUGUGGAAAGCACGGUUCUUCGUGAGUUGGAUAAGCAAAGAGCUUCCCCGCAUGAGCGGUUCACGCAGAUUCUCACUGCUCUUCCGGAGAACCGCGCUCUGGUACAUGAACUUUUGAUCAACAAGGAUUAUAAGGUUGAAGAAGCACAGUACACGGAACUCCGCAAGCAGAUCAUGAAGCAUAUGUGUGACAUGAUGCGAAAAGAUGUGGAAACUGGGCUGGGUACAAGCUGGACGGUUGCCAUGGCCACUGUGAUCCAAGAUCGAUUGCUGCGCUUGCUCCGACCAGGAAAUUCUCUCUAUAUACUGGUUAGCGAAGUGCUCGAUCCGAAGCUUGUGGAAGGCCAAUGCACGGCUGGCACUUUCUCCUAUGAGAGAUUCUUCGAUUUUAUGAACGACCUCCUGCCGAAACUCUGCGCUCCGUAUCGCGAUUCUGCCGUCAAGGCGUUUGCCGAGGAUACCCAUGGCGACGCUAUUGAUCGUCUGGCGAGGCUGAUGGGUAUUAUAGACCAACUAUCUCUGGAUCACACGAAUUUCAUGAUCCAAGUCGCUGCGCCGCAGUUGAUUCAAGAGGCUCCGGGGUACGAGCGUAGGACCUUCGAGCGCGGAUUGCAGGAUGGAUCUAUCGGCUUGGGCAAGAGCCGCCGGUUUUGGCGAACUAGUCGCAAGAUCGUCUCGGACGACAUGCGAAAGCGGGAUCCUGAGGGGAUCCACGGUGAACCGCAACCGCCUGCUGUCAAGGUCUAUGCGCAAGGGCUGGUAGAUCUUGUCCUAAGCAAUGCACCUGUGUCUGGAGAUAUUGUCCCGGAGACACUUGAACUGGAUCGCCAGCGCCUGGAUCGCCUGCAUGCGCGUGCAUUCAGAAUCGUUGCCACUGCUUCGAUUCUCCUUACCGCCAAAAACCUUCUCAAACGGGACGUGCGGUCUCAAUGGAAAGCUGAAGCCGAUCGCAUUCUGUCUCUAGAUUUUAACGAUAUUCAAGCCGACCGAGUGCAGUCAAUUCUCGAAUCAACGCAUCCCAUGCCAUCGAGUGCGAGCGCGCAGCUGUCGGCGACCAUUCGCCGUGUCUUGGCGCCAGUCGCAACGGCAUGUGCCACAAGCUGUCCUGGAAGCGGAGCUCAAGUGUCCGUUGAAAUCCAGACCGACCCUACAAAUCCGCAGCCCUCAUCUCCGUUGGAGGAAGGAAGUACUGCGUCCUCAAAGGGACAAGGACCUGGCCCUACGAGCUUCACGGACCCUGUGGCCCGGCUCAUUCUCUCCCGCCUGCGCACCCACAUCCUGUCUCGGCUGAGCGCUUCGAGCUCCAGCGAGAGGAUUCGUGCGACCACCACAGCAAGCCAAAACCUGGCCGGGGCGGGGAUGCCGGAGUUUGUGAACGAAGUUGGACAAUUGACGGAGGAACUGGAGAAGAUCCGUGAAGUGGAUUGGCUUUGCCAUGGUAUGGCCUAUGAACGAAUAUUGGCGGAGAAUGUUGGUGUACCAGGAGCUUAA